Messenger RNA from Microstroma glucosiphilum, 4027 nucleotides. RefSeq names its product WD40 repeat-like protein. Bases 220 to 3831 code for a protein of 1203 amino acids. The transcript has 2 exons. Gene Ontology annotation, molecular function: protein binding. The record is from RefSeq and is a predicted model, not a curated record. Lineage: Eukaryota; Fungi; Basidiomycota; Exobasidiomycetes; Microstromatales; Microstromataceae.
AAUGUCUUGUUCCUCCCCGACGGUGUGAGAGCAGAAGCAGCACUUGCACGCCGCCCACUCGCAAUCCUUUCAGCCGAGCACGCAACGCUCAGCAGCGACACACGCCAUACCCAUUGUACCAUAGUCACUACCCACCACAGGCAGCAACCACAGUGAUCGAUCCCGCCACAGGCUAUACCUCCUCGCAACCCCGCCUCCACCUCCCCGUCUCGCACCGCCAUGGCGUCAAGCGAGGCCUCGUCGUCGAGAUCGACACGUUCCGAGACGACUGAGCAAUACCAAUUCACCCAAGACGAGCCAAUGGAUCACGACUCGCAAGGGGCAACUGCAACAGCGGGAUCCCACAACUCAUAUCAUACCCCUUCUGCACAUAACAACAAGUCCCUCGCCACUCCCUUUCUCUCCUUUGACUCUAUACCCAGAGCAUCAGAAGCACUCCAGGACCUGUCUGUGGCGACGCCUCCCAUUCAACAGCAGGAGCUGAUCCUCUCUGCCAUCUCACAGUCCGUGGCUGCCGCUGCCGCAUCAGACGACGACGACGAAGACGAAGUCCUCUUAGAUCCUCGAUCGCAACAAAGAGGACACAUGUCUGCUGCCAUUGCAAGCAAAGUGCCUAUACAGGAGAGGGGAGAUGGUUGGGCCCUACUCGGUCAACUAAGAGCAGGCAAAGGUAGUCAUGUUCGCAGUUCCAGCGCCACAGCUACGGCCAAUGCCGCCGCCGCCGCCGCUGCUCAGUCCCGAGGAAGGUCAACUGGUCCCCGCCCCCUCGCCAAUGCAUCCUCAUCGACUGACGUCAAUGGCCCCCAGGAGAGUUCUGUUGAUCAGGAUGAUGGGCCAGCACCACGUCCUUCUCCGCGAUCACUCCAUCAUCGCCACCAUCAUCAAAGCUCUCUUGCUUCCUCUUCGCCCGCUCCAAUUGACUGCGACACCUCGUCGCGCAAAGCGUUGGAUGUCUCAGCUGGGUAUGGAUUGGACAAUGUAGGCGAAGCAUCAGAGGCGAGCGGUAGUGUGAGUCGUUCUGACUCUCUCUCGGGUCGAUCUCAGGUGCGCCUUGGAGGUGGCACGAUGGAGCUGCCUGCUGAGGGAGCUGGACUGAGAGGCAAGGACGAGAACAAAAUGAUUCCCGAUCAAGAGGAGGAGGAAGCUGCUGAAGCAGAGGCUGUACAUCGUCGCGCUCCUAGCGGAUCUUCAGCAGAGCGAAUGCCAAGUGCAGGUAGCACACCGAGGAGAGCAUCGAAUCAAGGGGAUCUUGCCGCUGCGAAUCCGCUGCAUCCUCCUGCCGCUCGUAAGCUGUGUAUCAGGCAUCAGAGGAUGGCAGACGAAGGCACUGUGGGCAAACUACAAAGAUCCAUCGAAGCUCUCCCACUUGCAGACCAAACGGCAGUCAAUACAGUCUGGUCGAUCUUCUCAUCGUCAUCACAUGCUCGUCGAGCGCUCAUCCUGCAAGGGAUCCUGAGCAUGUGUUGUUUCAGUCAGCUCUCCUUGCUUUCUUCGGAACUAGCUCUGGCCAUUCGCAUCGACCCGUUCUCACUCUUCCCGCGAGAAGUCUCCUUGAAGGUCAUGGGACACCUGGAUGCCAUGUCUCUAGGCCGCGCAGCUCAAGUGUCGAGAACUUGGAAAGCACUGGCGGACGAUGACCUUCUCUGGAGAAACAUGUGCGAACAGCACAUUGAGAGGAAGUGCGAGAAGUGUGGAUGGGGUUUGCCAUUGCUGAGCGAAAAGAGGAGACGACAGAAGGGACCAGCACCGCUUGCAGGCACUCCUGAGAGCCGUCAAUUGACUUACAGCAAUGCAGACUUGCAGGGCAAGAGCCAGACAGCGGCGGAUGCAAGUCCUUCAUCAGGAGCAGCUGCUGCUACCAGUGGCGGUACAGAGGCGGAGGAAGCAAGCAGCGGGACGGGUAGUCUCAAGAGGAGCAUUACGGCUGCUGCCAAUGCCGCUGCACUAGAAAAGCAUUCCCGAGCGGGUACAGCCCACAAUUCCCGCACUUCGAGCCCAUCUCCUCAAAUGGACGAAGAGAUGAAGCCUCCAACAUCGACGUCAAUGUCGGUCGAUGACGCGCUUGCCCCGCCCAAGAAGCGUCAAUGCAACGAGGCUUCUCGCGAAGCAAGCACGGAGCCUUCGUCAAGUCGUGGCAGCGGCAAAGCGAGUAUGUCUGCUGUGCCUGCCACGAGACCUUGGAAGUCAGUCUACUGCGAGCGAUUAGCGAUUGAGAGGAAUUGGAGGAGGGGUCGGUAUACUGUGAGGACUCUCAAGGGCCACACGGAUGGUAUCAUGUGUCUGCAGUUCAACGAGUCUCUCGUACAUCCGUCUUUCCCUAUCGUCAUCACCGGCUCGUACGAUCGAACAGCCAGGAUCUGGAACAUGGACACGGGCGAAGAGUUGCGCGUGCUGCGAGGACACACGCGAGGUGUGCGCUGUCUUCAAUUCGACGAAGCAAAGCUCAUCACCGGCUCGAUGGACCGCACGCUCAAGAUCUGGAACUGGCGCACAGGAGCCCUCGUCCGGACGCUCGAAGGUCAUACCGAAGGCAUCGUCUGUCUCAAUUUCAACGAUCAUCUGCUUGCGAGCGGCUCGGCGGACUCGAAUAUCAAGAUCUGGAACUUCAAGACGGGACAAUGCCACACUCUGCGAGGUCACACGGAUUGGGUCAAUGCCGUCACCUUGUGGUCCGGAUCGAAGAAGAAAUCUGUCGACUCUGAUGGCGCUGAAGAUACCUUCUUGUUCUCGGCGAGUGAUGACGGCACUAUCAGACUCUGGGAUUUGGGUCACAAUGAAUGUCUGAUGGUCUUCACCGGACACGUCGGUCAAUGCCAGGGCCUGUCGCUGGUCCAUAUGCCGGAAGAGGUAGUGGAAGCACUAGCAAAGGGCGGCAAUGUAGGUCCUAACGGAGCCAAUGUUGACGCGGCUUCUGAUGAUCGAGGAAGACCUAGUGGGCCCGGAUCCUCAGACGAGUCGACCUACUUCAUGACUCCCGAAGAGUCACAUCAGCAUGCCGACAAUGCAAACAUCAUUGGGGGCACCAUGGGGGCAGCCAGAGCCGCGCCAGGCGGUCAAUCGUGUGGCUACAAUCCAUCCGCCGUACCGGGCGGUCGUGCGGCCAACACCGGCACUGCGCCUGCUAUCCCUGAUCACUUCUACCAUCCCGCCGCCUCGGGUCAACAUCGCACACAGCUGCGCCAACUACAAGGGCAGGGUCCUGCGCUGUAUGCUUCUCCGCGACGACGCAAGAUCGAGCCCCAGCUGGCGAAACUGCAAGAGAGGCUGGAGAGUGCGGGUUUGGUGGAUGCGCUUCCCAUCGAUGCUGAGAUGGGCGACUUGGAGUGGGGAGCGGCCAAGCGAGCUGUACAGCGGAGUCACGUACCUCCUUCUAGCGGAGGGCUCGGCAACAACAUCUCGUCUCAGUCUACCAACACAGGCGGCCCCUCUGCCUCUAUGGGCGGGAGUGGUGCCACCUCCAGUGCAAGUGCCGCAGGGGCAGGAGCUGCUGGUCAUCAAAAUCUUCGUCCUAUGCUCUUCUCCUGCUCUCUGGACAACACGAUCAAGAUCUGGGACGUGCGCACGGGGAUCUGCAUCCGCACCCUCUUUGGGCACAUGGCAGGUCUCUGGGCCCUCUCCACCGACCGGCUCCGACUAGCCACUGCCUCCCACGAUGCCACAUUGAAGAUCUGGGAAUUGGCGACGGGGAAACAUCUGUUCUCCAUUUGCGAACAUAGAGGACCGGUGACGUGCGUGCAGAUUGGAGAUGAUAAAGUGAUUAGUGGAAGUGAUGAUAGUCAGGUCAACAUCUAUAGCUUUGCUACUACGGGCAGCGCUGCCGGUGGGACUUGAGCAAGGCGAUGCUCCCCUCCCCUCAUCCCUUUGUUCCAGUCUCACUUGGUGUCCACUCGCGCACCUCUCAUCGCGAUGACCGUCGCUACUCGCUACUCGCUACUGCUUCAACUUCUCUUGCAUCACUUGUCAUCACCUCGAAUACUUACAUACCAUAUUUUGCAUCGUUUCACACUCACUCACAUCUGCUUUGAAC